UCCCUCUCCUCCUCCUUCCCCUCCACCACCCUCACCACCGCCACCCUCCCCUCGCCCACCCUCCCCAGCUCCUCCCCUCACGCCGGGUAUUAAGCGUCCACCACCCUCUCCACGCCCGAAACCGCCUUCGGCACUGCCACCACCCUCACCGCCACCGCCCUUCCCUCCCCCUCAACCUUUCCCUCCUACUGUCGUAACCCACGACUGCGUCAUCAGCAACGCCAACGUACCCUACGCGCCCUCCGCCCUCUUCCUGACGGACACCGUAGACCAGCAAAACUACCCUGCCGUGGCCAUGUGCACGACCAUUUCCGCCCAGAAGUGCCGAAAGGCGGCGUUCUGCUGUUCCAUGGACCUGGCCAAGAUGGAAGUUCCCGUCAAUAACGCCUGCAAGAGCGACCUCCGGCGCAUCACCAUUAACGGUAUCGGAGUGUCCUACAGCUGGGGCCUCUACACCAGCAAUGUCACAACCCUCAAAUUUGAGGACUUGUCCGUUGACCUGCCGAAUCCCGAUGGAGCCACGCUCUGCUGGGUGGUGCGGCCUGGGGCGUGUUCAACCCCGUCCGCAUUCUGUCAAACCGGAUACUGCCAGGUUGCUCUGUUUUCAAGCAACAACAAAUGUUGUCCGUCCUCCUACAUUUAGAGCAUUUAACACCUGAAAGGAGAAUAGGCCAGGCAUGCUGGGCUGGAGCAAGCAAAAUACGUAGGAGCUGAGGAAGGACUAUUGCUCCUGUACUGGAGCCACUGCGGUUGGUUCUUGUAAGGUGUGUUUUGAUGUCGACCAGCUGACCCAAAUGGUUAUUCUUUAAUGUUUAUUUGCAGGUGAUUUGUGUAAACCCAACGCUGAAAGUCGACGCGCUGGCACGGGGUGUGUGUCGUCGUUAUGUAUCGAAGUCAUUUGUAAUGUGUGUGCCAAGGGAUUUAUGGCUAGAGAAAUUGCGUGCGCAGUCCGCACUUUGCAGGUGUUAAGAGUACGUUGCGCAGUGGUGGUGUAUAUGACGGCGUGAACGGACUGACUGCGUAUGCAUGCAUUCCAUCAUUGCGCUCAACGGUUAUUCGGCCGUCAUAGAAACCUACAUUGCUGAUUCCUAUCUAGCAGUUAUUUAGAACAUGUUUAAAAACUCUAUAGGAUUGGCCCUGAAUGGUAAUCUUAUUAUUUCACGCACGUGCUUAAUUGACUAAUUGUGUUCGACGUAGCUUAUACGCGAGCUACGAUAUUCGCGACGAAAGUUGCUUUGUGGGCAGCGUCAGGUGCUACUGUAUUCACUAGGCCUUGUAACGAAGCAACGGCCCGAA
This is a messenger RNA of Astrephomene gubernaculifera, 1296 nucleotides long. NCBI's taxonomy places the organism in Eukaryota, Viridiplantae, Chlorophyta, Chlorophyceae, Chlamydomonadales, Astrephomenaceae. The record is from the annotation of a GenBank genome assembly.